Bactrocera dorsalis (oriental fruit fly) is the source of this 3795-nucleotide messenger RNA. RefSeq lists its product as uncharacterized. The record is from RefSeq and is a predicted model, not a curated record. Gene Ontology annotation, molecular function: DNA-binding transcription factor activity, RNA polymerase II-specific; RNA polymerase II cis-regulatory region sequence-specific DNA binding; protein dimerization activity. The coding region runs from base 258 to 1712 and encodes 484 amino acids. Lineage: Eukaryota; Metazoa; Arthropoda; Insecta; Diptera; Tephritidae. Gene Ontology annotation, biological process: regulation of transcription by RNA polymerase II. The transcript is spliced from 5 exons.
UAUUAUUUUUUUUUUCUGAUCCUAAUAUUUUUGGUCAUUAAAAUUUUUGUUUUUAUUGUUGAUCUCGUUUUAUACUUCCGGCAGCAUUUACAUCUGGAUUUAUUUUCAUUUGACAUUUCUUCAUUGUUUUCAUAACGAAAAAGUCAAAACUGUAAGUACAAGGCGAAAAGAUAAUUUUGUAUAGAUGGUCAUAUUGGACGUCAGGCGGAACCAUAGAAUUACAGUGACACCAAAGGUAUUAUGAAGUGAACACCACUAUGAAUAAUAGGAAUAAGCGAGCACGGCUGGAGUUGUCUUUGGCACCGGCAACUAUUGAUGCUGGGACCAUUAAUAGCUGUUCUGUGAAUGCAACUGAUAUAGCGUCCAGUAUUGGUGGGACGCCAAACAUCUUUUUGGGCAAUUCUUCGAACGCAAGUGUCAAUAGCACUAGUUCGGUUAAUAUGUUACCCACAAACGUAUUUCUUACAAUCUGUGAUGAGAACUCAGAUGAAUCGCAGGAAUAUCUGGCCAUUGGCAAUACCCUGACCCCAAUUAAACAAGAACAUACCGAUACUUUAUGCAGCAGUAGCACACAGGGCACACAAACCUUGCCAUUGCAAUAUCGCCUUGUCAAUCAAAUACAACGUCAACCACACAAUAUCGAUAAUAUUAACAACAGCAGCAUCGUUAAUAAUGGUGCAACUACUACUUUUAAUGCUGCGCUGCCAAUGCAUCUACCGAACGGUUGCGAAAUUUAUAUAGUCAAGGAGUAUGUAGACAAUGUGCCCACCAUUCUGACAGAUGAAAGUGAGUUAUUGCAAGGACCAACAACUCCGCCAGCGAACGAGACAACAGAAACAAUUAAAUUAGAGCCGGACUCUUGUGUAACGUCUACAGCAUGUGCUAGUACUGCAACUUCCACUACCACCAUCAAUGACGUGCAAAUUCUUCGUAAUACACCACAGCACCUUAUAAACGCUAAUAAGUCGGCCAAUGUCACUGCCGAUGGGCGGGCAAAUGCAAGUAGAAAUACCACGUCAGUAGCAAGCAUUAGCGUUCCAGAUACACAGGGCAAUAGUACAAAACGCAGUUGCAUAUUAGAGGCGUAUAAAAAGCGAGAUGAUAAGCGACGUGCAACUCAUAACGAAGUUGAACGACGGCGACGCGAUAAAAUAAACAAUUGGAUUUUUAAACUGAAAGAGAUGCUACCGACCGAUGGCAUUAACAAUAAUAAUAAUAAUAAUCAACAAAUUGGCAUGGUGGAACAGUUGACAACAAAAACCAUUACUAACACUAAUCCUAGCAAUAACAACAGCAACAGCAGCAAUCGAACGCCGCCCAAUGAUUCCAAGUCACAAAUACUAAUCAAAGCUUGCGAGUAUAUCAAAACCAUGCAGGACGAGAUAAAGAGUCUGCGUGAGUGCCUUAGCGAAAAUGAGAACCUUCGUCUGAGUAAUCAGCGUUUACAAAAUGAGUUAACGAAAUUGCAACGCGACCAUGUAGCGAACGAAAGGGCCAAUUUGCACACGCGCAAUUUCAAUAACAAUUUCAAUAUAACCUUAAACAGUUUAAAUAGCAAUAAUAGCAAUGGCAGUGGUGGUGGUGGCAGCGCCAGCAGUAGCCCUGGUGGCACUGGCAACAGCAUUUUCGCCGCCCUCAAUAUACCAACACACACAAGCAACGCGAAUACGUUCACGAAACGCGAGUUAAUCAUACGCGAUUAUGUUGAUUAGAAUUUUAGUCAUUUGUUAUUUUUUUUUACUUAAAUAACUGUAUCGAAGUGAUGCUACAAAUGUACAACUGUCAGGCCAAAACUUCUGCAGUGCUAAACGAGUUUUUAUAUACAUUUGUGUAUACAAAUUUAUUAAUUACUUUACUGACACAACACUCACUACAUAUUUCUCCAUACGAGUUUAAAGAAUUUACUAUUUCACUAUUAUUGUUAAUAAAGUAUACUGUUUGUAAUAAUAUAACUAAAAUUAUAUAAAAAAAAUUACAUAAGUAGGUACUAUACUCACUACAACUAUCGACUUGAAAUAUGUCAUUAAACUUAAAGCUCUAGUUACUAUGCGCUUCUCUAAUACAUAUUAUAUGCGCUUCCUCUAAUUAGUGCAAAAAUCUGCGUUACUGACGCUUUCGUUUACUCUAACUCUAUAACUAUCACAGAAAUAUAUAAUAUAUAUGCUAAAGUUAGGCAUAUAAAAUCACCUGUUGCAUAAAUUUAAGAAAAAAAUAAAGUGUUAUAAGCAAAAUAUACAUGCAUAUGCAUAAAUGUAUGUGAUGAAUUAUGCAAAGCAUAAAUAUAUUUUUAAUUUUGUUAUAUAAGUUGAAUGUGCAAUUUUUGGGAUUUAAAACGAUUUAUCAGGGAUAAUUUUUAAGUUUAAUUUUUUUAAGAUUAUAAUAUUUAAGUUGACAAAACAGAUGCUUAACUUUUUAAAUAAAGUUAUUAAAUCGUAUACCUGCGUUUAAAAUUAAUUUUGUUAAUUAUAAACUGAACAAUUUUGUUGAUUAAAUUUGUGUGUUUACGAAAACAAAUAUCAUUUACACAAAGUUUUUUUCAUAAUUUAUUUAAUAUUGAAUUUGUUAAAUAUUAUAAUAUCCAUUGAAACGAAAAUACUUAAAUUUACUUAAAAAGCAUACGUUACAACUUUCUAAACACUGUUGGUUUAUAUUUUAUUUUUUACAGUUAUAAAGUACCCUAUAGAACAAAUAAUUAGUGCUCCACUGUUUAACACAUGCAUAAAACAAGUUAAAAAUAAAAACGGGAAGAUCAGAAAUUAAUAAAACUUGAGAGACGUAUAAAAAUAUUGACUCCAUAAAAAUUAUAUGCAGUUUUCGUAAAAAAUACGAAGCUCUUAUUUCUUUUUGAAAACUCUGUGGGAGGUUAUUUUUUAGUAAAUUCCAAAAACAUUGUUAUACAGUUAUGUAACGACAACACUGUUAAAAAGUAGAAAUGAAUAUUUAUCUAACCGUUUUUAUCUGGCCGCCAAAGCCAAAUAAAUAAAUAUUAAUAUACACAUAGUAUAUAUUACAUAUGAUUAAUAAAAUAAAUUGUAAUAAAUUUAAGUAUGUUUAAAGUGAUAACUUAAAGCAAAUAAUAAUAAUAGUAAUUAUGUUGACAUUAAACAAGAUUUGCUGUGACACGUUACACUCAUUUUUGGUAAGCGUUGUUAACGUAAAAUGUUUAAAAUAAAUCGUUGUUUUUAUAAGCGUUUGUAGUGGAAAGGAAGCAAUUUUUGCCUUUUACCUUAUAUAACAUUUAUAAAAACGUUGAGAAUUACAUAUAAAAAUAUACACAUACGUACAGACUAAUAUUAGCAAAUAUAACUGAGAAAGUGUUGGUAUAAGCAACCUACUAGAAGUUAUUACUAGCGAAAUUUUGGUUCUUAUUUACAAGUAGUUCAAGUUUUUGGGAAAUUAAACAAGUGUUAUACAAUGAGGAUGCAGUUUGUUGGUAACUACAUUUAACGCAAAUAAACAAAUUAUAAACAUUAUCAAAAUAUUAUACAAGUUAAAUCAAUAAAUAUCAAUAAAACCAAGAAAAUAAUCAACUGUUAGUUAAAUAAUGUUUAUAAAAGAGUAAACCAUAAAUAUUAACCAUUUUUGAAAUGCAUACAUACAUAGUACAUACAAAUGUUAUUGAUCAAAGAAAAUUUAAAUUUUUUAAUUAUUCAAAUUAUUAAAUGUUUAUAAGUAGUAUUUCCUACACUUAUAGUUAUAAGCAAACUACAGCUAACAAACAUUUUUGAAAUUUCGAGAUUGCAACCACAUAAUAAGUAAUAAAAUUUACCUCAGAAAAAAUAGAGAAUUCGAAAA